Molecule: messenger RNA, 1032 nt
Organism: Entamoeba invadens IP1
Lineage: Eukaryota; Evosea; Mastigamoebida; Endamoebidae
Product: palmitoyltransferase ZDHHC15, putative
Exons: 4
Coding region: 1-1032 (343 amino acids)
Biological process (GO): protein targeting to membrane; peptidyl-L-cysteine S-palmitoylation
Cellular component (GO): endoplasmic reticulum; Golgi apparatus
Molecular function (GO): protein-cysteine S-palmitoyltransferase activity
Source: RefSeq, a predicted model, not a curated record
AUGGAAAACAUUUCAGAGAAUCAGCCACAAAACAUUUCCAAAGAGGAAAAGCCAACAACUGAAACAAUUCUAGAAGACAAAAAGGAAGAAAUUGAAAGUGUUCAAAACAUAGAAGAAACUCAAGCAAAAGCUGUGGAUGAACACAAAGUUGACAAGUUCACACUGAAGGCGACUCAAAUGAUCGACUGUGAAAAUUUCGACGAAAAGGCUAAGAAGAUGAAAGGCACUCCAGCGAAGCUAAUGAAUGGGAUGUUAGUUGUUGUUGGGUACUUAUGGAUGUUAAUACCAGUCAUCUUGUUAGUGUUAUACUUCUUUUGCACUUAUGUCAUCGACAGGUACUUUUAUUACACCGUGUGGAGUGUCCCUGAAAGAAUAUUCUGGUAUUGGAUAAUGCUUCAUCUGACUUACUAUGAAAUGAUAUGGUCCCUUUUCAAGUGUCAUUUUGCUGUACCUGUACUCUUUGAUAUGGGGUAUCCUAGAAUAGAGGCGUACGACGCUGACACUUAUUGUGAGUCUUGUAAACACGAGAAGUACACCAGAACACACCAUUGUGGAUUUUGUAAGAAGUGUAUUCUUAAAUAUGACCAUCACUGUGCUUGGAUGUCAAAUUGUAUUGGAUACCACAACGCACAUUACUUCUUCAAAUUUAUGUUAGCUUGUUUCCAAGGUGUUUUAAUUUGUGACAUUCAUUUAUACUACGUAUGGAAGUUUUACUAUGGUACUGAAUUGUUCCCAUUCUGGAUUGUGUUGUUCAUGACUCUUUUCUUCGCAAAUAUCACUCUGGUCAUGAUGUUCCAAAUCGCCUCAAUAUCGUUUUGUUUCUCGACCAAUUUGACUAUCAUGGAGAGUGUUGUUUAUAUCUCCAAUGUCUUCAGACAGAAGACUCUUAAGAUACCACUUCCAUUCACAAAGGGAUUCUUGAAUAAUUGGCAUGAGGCUCUUCAUGUACCAAACGAUCUCCCACUUUUCUUAGGAUUUUUACCUUUCGACUUACCACAAGGAAAAGCACCAGAACCCAUCAAGAAAGACUAA